Messenger RNA from Ipomoea nil (Japanese morning glory), 449 nucleotides. Its product is annotated as germin-like protein subfamily 1 member 13. Gene Ontology annotation, cellular component: cell wall. NCBI's taxonomy places the organism in Eukaryota, Viridiplantae, Streptophyta, Magnoliopsida, Solanales, Convolvulaceae. The record is from RefSeq and is a predicted model, not a curated record. Gene Ontology annotation, molecular function: manganese ion binding. The coding region runs from base 30 to 449 and encodes 139 amino acids. The transcript has 2 exons.
CUUAACUGCAUUUAUAUUCUCAGUUUAAAAUGGCUCUUAGAUUACUUAUCAUUGCCGCUGCGGUUUUGGCAUUGGCAUCUUCAUUUGCAGAAGCAUCAGAUCCUAGUUCUUUGCAGGAUUUUUGUGUUGCUGUUAAAGACUCCAAGGCUGCUGUGUUUGUUAACGGAAAGAUUUGCAAGAACCCAAUGGAAGUUGAUGCUGAUGAUUUCCUCUUCCAAGGUCUUAACAAGCCUGGAAACACAUCAAAUCCACUUGGAUCAGCCGUCUCAGCUGUGAAUGUCAAUAAUCUAGCAGGACUUAACACACUCGGCAUUUCAUUAGCUCGUAUUGAUUUUGAGCCCUACGGCCUCAACCCUCCCCACACGCACCCUCGUGCAACUGAAGUCUUACAGUCUUGGAAGGCACCCUCUACGUUGGGUUCGUCCUUUCUAAUCCGGCGCCAGGAAUGA